Molecule: messenger RNA, 552 nt
Organism: Condylostylus longicornis
Lineage: Eukaryota; Metazoa; Arthropoda; Insecta; Diptera; Dolichopodidae
Gene: RpL27A
Product: 60S ribosomal protein L27a
Exons: 4
Coding region: 84-530 (148 amino acids)
Biological process (GO): translation
Cellular component (GO): cytosolic large ribosomal subunit; ribosome
Molecular function (GO): structural constituent of ribosome
Source: RefSeq, a predicted model, not a curated record
AGAGAAUUGUUUAAAAGUUUUGAAUAAUACCUAAAUGUCAAAGGAAGGGAUAUAGAUUUUCCUUUUCGUGAAAAAACCUCAAAAUGUCCAACCAAAAAAGAAAGAAGACAAGAAAAUUGAGAGGACAUGUCAGUCAUGGACAUGGUCGCAUAGGAAAACACCGUAAACAUCCUGGUGGACGUGGUAAUGCAGGUGGUAUGCAUCAUCAUCGCAUUAAUUUUGACAAAUACCAUCCGGGUUACUUCGGGAAAGUUGGCAUGAGGAAUUAUCAUUUAAGACGACAAUAUAAAUUUUGUCCAACAAUUAAUCUAGAUAAGUUAUGGUCGUUAGUACCAGAAGAAAAGCGUCAACAAUUAGAGAAAGAGAAAGAAAAGGCACCAGUUAUUGAUUUAGUACAAUUUGGAUAUUACAAAUUGUUAGGAAGGGGUCACCUACCUAAGAAGCCUAUAAUUGUAAAAGCGAGAUAUUUUUCAAAAAAAGCUGAAGACAAAAUUAAAAAGGCUGGUGGUGUUUGCCUGUUAAAAGUUUGAGAAUUUUUAAGUAUAAAGGUGA